GGAGGAGCAGGCCGUAAGGGAAAGUCUACGGAAAGGUUUCCCUUCCGGGUCGCCUAGAUCGUUCUGCGUGAGGGGGAGGAGCAGGCAGGCCGACUGCGCGGGGGAUGGAGCGGGACUUGCUCCGCCAGGCGCUCGGCUUUCACGGGCCGGCGCUACUCCCCUUGCUCCGCACGGAGCAGUACGACAACCCCGACUUCCGAGGCCUCCUGCCGCCUGGCGGGCCUGGCCUGGAGGCGCUGCCGCCAGCCAGGAAAGAGAGGGGACUUGAAAAUAUUGAGAUACAGCAUUUCAUUGCAAAAAAAGCUGAUCUCCUUUUUUCUCAUGCUUGGAAAACAAAUGUGCCAACAACAACAGAAACAAAUGAAGAGAAUGAAGAUUAUUAUGCUACUAUGCCACCUUUGGAGCAGUUCAUGGAUGUACCCAGUGCAGAGAGGAGAGAGCUGUUUUUCCGUGAUAUUGAGCGUGGGGAUAUAGUGAUUGGAAGGAUUAGUUCCAUUCGUGAAUUUGGUUUUUUCAUGGUGCUGUUCUGCCUUCGAAGUGGCGUCACUCGAGAGAUAGCAGAUCUAGAGAUCACUGCUCUUUGUCCAUUGAGGGAUGUGCCUUCCCAGAGCAGCCAUGGUGACCCUUUAUCAUACUAUCAAACAGGUGACCUUAUCCAAGCUGCAAUCAAGGAUAUUGAUCGCUACCAUGAAAAGCUCACAGUAUCACUGCACAGCUCUGCUCUAUCACCCAGUCUAGCAAGUACCAAAUUAGGAGUAAUCAGCUCAGAAGAUUUGCCUCUGCACUACAGGAAAAGUGUUGAAAUAGCCAGCAGUUUGGAAACAUAUGAUAAAGUUUUACAUCAUUCCUUGGGCUUUGCCAAUCCAGCUGUAGUUGAGUUUCUGGUAGGAAAACUAGGAUUGAAUGAAUCCAGCCCACCAUCCUUAAUGAGAGGACUACAAAGUAAAAAUUUCAACGAAGAAGAUUUUGCCAUUGCUUUGAGGAAAAAACAAUCUGCCUCCUGGGCCUUAAAAUGUGUCAAGAUUGGUGUGGAUUAUUUCAAAGAAGGCCGCCAUGUGGAUGCUAUGAAUGAAUACAACAAGGCGCUGGAAAUAGAUGUGCAAAAUGUUGAAGCCUUAGUAGCCCGUGGAGCUCUGUAUGCAACAAAAGGAAGCUUAAAUAAAGCAAUUGAUGAUUUUCAGGUUGCUCUAGAAAACUGUCCAACACACAGAAAUGCCAGGAAAUACCUUUGCCAAACACUUGUUGAACGAGGAGGCCAGUUAGAAGAGGAAGAUAAGCUGUUGAAUGCUGAGAGUUACUACAAGAAGGCUUUAAACAUAGAUGAGACCUUUCAAGAAGCUGAGGAUGCCUUGUUGAAACUUCGUAAGCAGAUGCAGAAAUCUCUGGAAAUGAGAGAGAAACAAGCUGCAAAAGAAGAGAGACAAAAAGAGAAGAAAAUAGAAACAAGUGCAGAAAAACUGCGUAAGCUCUUAAAAGAAGAAAAAAGGUUGAAGAAGAAAAAGAAAAGGUCAACUUCUUCCUCCUCCUGCAGUUCUUCAUCAGAUGAAUCUCCUUCCUCCUCUUCCUCUUCUGAUAACAAGAAGCGUAAGAAAAGGAGUCGGAACAGGUCCGAGUCCUCACAGAGCUCUAAAAAGCACACUUCUAGGAGUUUCUUACAUCAAAGUAGGAAAGAUGACUGCUACUCUCCUCCAGCCAAUACCUCUGCUUCCUUCCUUAAUCAAAAGCAUGAAAUGGAGAAACUGCUGGAGAGACAGGACAAGUUAAUCUAUCAAAAGACUGAGGUAAGAGAGAGAGAUCACUCUCUAUCAAGGACUUCUGCUGCAGAAGAUAUUUAUGGAGGUAGGUCUGAGGAUCCCAGAGAGUCCUACAGCAAUUCCAAGACUCAGGCAAAUAGUAACACAACUGAAAAACAGGGUAAGUUAGAUAGAGUUUCUUCUAAUAGGAGGGAGAGUACAGGUUCAUAUCGUAGAAAGUCUGAUGACAGGAACAAGAUGAGGUAUUCAGGAAAAUUAGAAAAAGAAUCAAAGAAGGAACAUUAUCAAAAGCACAGCCCAAGCCAAACAAAGUACUCCACAUCUCCAACAGGGUCCGAUUACUCAACAAAAUCAGUUGAACACUACAACCGAUACACUAGCCAAUGGAUAAAUGAGCCUAGUAGGUGCAGUGCUGACAACAGACCUGAAUUGGCGUGGAUUAAAGGUGAGACAGAACCCAAGAGCAGGGAAAGGGAAACCACAAAAGCCAAGGAGCGAGAUGAAGAAGCAACACUCAAUGGUAAAGGACAGUCAGGAACUGGUGCUAAGAAACAACUGCCUCAGAACUUGGUCAACAUAUUUAAUCAGAUUGCUGAAUUUGAGCGAGAAAAGGGAAGUAAACAGAAAAACCAGUGAUUUUUUUUUAAAGGUUGUUACAGUUUCUAAUCACUUGAUGAGUCUGUGCUCUUAAUGGAAAAAAAAUAGGGGGGGGGGUGUAUUUCUGUUCCCUCUACUUGAUAUUGAUUUAGGGGGUGGUGAAUAUGCAAGAGUUACAUCAUAUCAUUUUUUAUUUAAAAAAUUAUUUUCUUUUGCUGUUUUGGAUAUUAAUAUGUGAUAGUGUGAUUGGCUGAGAAACUUAACUACUAUUAAGACUGCCACCUGUGCUUAAAUGGCAUCUAAAUUGCACUUUACAGAAGGAAUAUUUCCAAGGCAUCAAUGACUGUUAACUUUGUAUUGUUAAUAAAAACAUAAAUGUGCCAUUAGUGUGUAAAUAGCCUGUCUUGCCACUAAAUUUUUAUAAAACUUC
Molecule: messenger RNA, 2781 nt
Organism: Zootoca vivipara (common lizard)
Lineage: Eukaryota; Metazoa; Chordata; Lepidosauria; Squamata; Lacertidae
Gene: TTC14
Product: tetratricopeptide repeat domain 14
Molecular function (GO): nucleic acid binding; protein binding
Source: RefSeq, a predicted model, not a curated record